Messenger RNA from Anarrhichthys ocellatus (wolf-eel), 4343 nucleotides. RefSeq names its product Y+L amino acid transporter 2. The record is from RefSeq and is a predicted model, not a curated record. NCBI's taxonomy places the organism in Eukaryota, Metazoa, Chordata, Actinopteri, Perciformes, Anarhichadidae. The transcript is spliced from 12 exons. Gene Ontology annotation, cellular component: membrane. Gene Ontology annotation, biological process: amino acid transmembrane transport. Gene Ontology annotation, molecular function: basic amino acid transmembrane transporter activity; L-amino acid transmembrane transporter activity. Bases 509 to 1981 code for a protein of 490 amino acids.
GCCACAAGAAGGAUCUCGCUGUCUCUCCGUGCUUUACUGGUUGUCUCAUUACCCAUCAGAGCCGCUCUGUAAGUGGGUGGUGCUGGGCCUUAGGCGGUAGAUGAUGAUGAUGAUAAGGAGGAGGAUAAUGAGGUGGAGCUUACUGCAGAUGUUCACUGCUUCAGGACUUACGAGCUAAAGUUGGUCACACAAUGCAGAAGAAGCACGACCCGUGAACUGCUGCUUUGCUAUAUUGGGAGGAAGAAAAAGAAGACGGCAUCCACAAAGAUUAUCUCAGUGGAGAAUUGCUCCUCGGAUUCAACAAUGGCCGUUUAAAAUGUCCGUAGUCUCCGCCUUCCAGUGACCCUCUCUCCUCCCUGUCUACACCCUCAUUCCAUUCCACUAUAUUGUUUUUCUGUUCUUUCACCCCGUGUCACUUUCUGGCGCUUCCGGGAACUAGUCCGUCUUCCUUAUCACUUCCCUGUUGCGUCAUCUGAGCUGGGGCUGAAAGUCUGUUUAACCCCUCACAAUGGUCGCUGAGGUAGACUCAGCAUCUCAGGGGAGCGGCGUGCGGCUGAAGCAGGAGAUUUCCCUCCUCCAUGGGGUCUGUCUGAUCGUGGGAAAUAUGAUAGGCUCCGGUAUCUUCGUCUCACCUAAGGGGGUUCUUAUGUACACGGGCUCAUUUGGCCUGUCCCUGGUGGUGUGGGCCAUUGGAGGGAUAUUUUCCGUGUUUGGAGCGUUGUGCUAUGCUGAGCUGGGCACUACCAUCCGUAAAUCGGGAGCCUCCUAUGCCUACAUCCUGGAGGCCUUCGGCGGUUUAUUAGCUUUUGUUCGACUGUGGACAUCCUUGUUGAUAGUUGAGCCAGCUUGUCAGGCAGUGAUAGCUCUGACCUUCUCCACCUACCUGGUGCAGCCCUUCUUCUCCACCUGUCCAGCACCCUAUUUUGCUGUCCGCCUCCUCGCUGCUGUCAUCAUAUGUGUGCUGACUUAUGUGAACUGUAUGAAAGUGAAAUGGGGGGCUAUUCUUCAGGUCAUCUCUACCGUAGCGAAGGUCCUAGCGCUCAUCGUCAUCAUCAUCACUGGCUUGGUUAAACUCGGACAAGGUUUUGACCAGAACUUUGAGGACUCAUUCAAAGGCUCUAAACUGGACCCUGGUAACAUGGCCCUGGCCCUCUAUGCAGCACUCUACUCCUACUCUGGCUGGGACACACUGAACUUUAUCACAGAGGAGAUCAAAAACCCAGAGAGGAAUCUGCCCUUGUCCAUCGCCAUUUCCAUGCCCAUUGUCACAGUGAUCUACAUCUUGACCAACAUAGCGUACUACGUCGUCAUGGAUGCAGAGAGCGUGCUUGCGAGUGACGCCGUCGCUGUGACAUUUGCAGAUGAGGUGCUGGGCUGGGGUCGAUGGCUGAUCCCUCUGUCUGUGGCCAUAUCCUGCUACGGAGGCCUCAACUCCUCCAUCAUUGCUGCUUCCAGGUUGUUUUUUGUUGGUUCCAGAGAAGGCCACCUGCCCAAUGUGCUGUGCAUGAUCCACAUUAAGCGUUUCACCCCAAUUCCUGCCCUGCUUUUCAAUGGUGGCAUGUCUCUGAUCUACCUGUCUGUGCCUGACGUCUUCCAGUUAAUUAACUAUUUCAGUUUUAACUACUGGUUGUUCAUCGGCUUGUCAAUAGCCAGCCAGAUCUACCUGCGCAUCAAAGCUCCUGAUCUGCACCGGCCUGUUAAGCUCUCUUUGUUCUUCCCGAUUGUCUACUGCUUGUGCAGCAUAUUCCUGGUUGUGGUUCCCCUCUACAGCGACACCAUCAACACUUUGGUGGGAAUUGCUGUGGCGUUGUCUGGUGUACCAGUCUACUACUUCUGCAUCCACCUGCCACCUAGCUCACGACCAGCCUACUUCGGAAAAAUGCUCGAUGACAUCUCUCUGUACACCCAAAAGCUGUGCGUGUGUUGUGUGACCUCGCCCGGUAUCGACCUGGACAAUUUAGACCCAGAGAAGAUCGAAUGACGGAGCAACAAAACCCCUCGUGUGAAAUGCUGUAUGGAGGGAUGGAAGAGGAAGAAUGAACACAAAGGAGGCUGAGAGCUGCAGACAAUCAGGUUUUAGAAGAGUAUAGCUGGAUUGAUUUAAAGAGAGGAUGAAGAAAACUGGAAAGGUGAGCUCAACACACCUCUUCCCUUCCUCCUCUCUCACGCACAAGCCAUAUAAAUACAAAAGCAAGAUUUUACUCUGCAUUAUUUAAAAAAUUAUGCUCCGUAUAACCCUCCAAACAGCAGCACUCUAUAGAUUAACUCAGUGGAAUUUGAGCACAGUCACAUGAUAUUACACAGUGCAGUGUUAACUGUGCAACUCCCUCCACACAUAUGCCCGUACAACUGCAACUCACGCACACACGCUGACAAAGGAAAAGUAAUGACCUGAUCCACAAGGAACCCACUCUGCAAACAUGCUUCAGGUGAUUUGUUCACAAACGGGAGGUUAUGUACACGGGUGUAUUUACAAAUGUUUAUGCUUUGCAUGUGUUGCAUCACACCUCACGUUAACAGUUUGAGUUACUGUAGCUCAUUUGAAUGUGUGGAAGAUGAGCAUGGACGGUUCAAACCUUGUGACUCUUUUUGAAAGGAUGCUCGGGACCCGUUAUCACAGGUUACAAAUGUCACACUGUGAUGGCCGAUCCAACCCUUUUGGGUUCCUUAAGAUCAAAGAAAGGCCGCAUGUUUAUCUUUCAACAGAGUGAGGCGGGACCGACCACUGGUUCAAAUGCUGAGAGUUGCAGACUUGAAACUCCAACUGCUUGUGUGUAAAUGUUUUGAUUCGGUCUGAUGUUGAUGCAAACCAGUGUGUAGUUUUCACAAAUGUAUUAAAGGUUUUUUUUUGUUAGAGUUUAAAACAUCAACUGAAUCGGUGUGGCAGCCAGGCGAUGUCCCAAAACGUUGUGGUUGGACCUUUUGACAGACCUCUGGAAAAACUGCGGCAAAUUUGCACAUGACAUUUUCUUUUUCUGUUUUGUUGUACAGCUACCGUGAUUAUAGAAAAGCUUUAUCUGUUAUUCUACUGGAUGACCAAAUGGACAGAUCUGUAACUAUUAGCUUGGUUAGAAGAGGGAAGAGAUUAUUUACAAAAGUGCUGUUAUUUUUUUUUUUUUUUUUGCAAGCUUGUUGUCAGUUGAUUAUGAUGAUCUGUCUUGAUCCUGCUUCUGUUCCACUGAGAAUCCUUUGAAUGCAUCUUCAGGGCUAUAUCUGAUCUCUGGUGCCUCCUAGUGGUAGUCAGGAGGCACCGAAUAUUUACUUCCAGGGACGAGCUAUGAGAUUUUUCCAUGCGUCACUCUAGAGUCCAUCUACAAUUUCCAUGUUUUUGUUUAUGCCGUUUCUGUCACCUUGUCCUCUCUUCAAACACAAACCAGUGAGUAAUGUCACUAAAGGAUUAUAGAUGUGAACAAAAUGUACAUUGCUAUGUGGUGAUGGUUUCCGGAUCAAGCAGACGUACCUGCCAGACUCCUCUGGGUAAUGUUUGUCUUCUCAAACAAACGGAAGCCGAUAUGCACACGUUGUAGCACUCUUGUCUUAAGAGUUUGUAACACAAAUGGUAUAUUUAAUGUAACGUUGCCUUGUUGAAUAUAUGACCAGCGUGGGCCAUUUAUUCACCGUGCACAGCCAAAGGUCUUAACCGGGCUGAGAGUGGGACCAGCUUUCUGCUCACAGUCAGACUGCUGUGAGCCCGUAGCAAAGUGUGUCUGCUUUGAGACAAUUGCACCCGCAGGGAGUUGAGCUACAGGUAGAAACGAGUCAAAUUUUGAACUGUUGUACUUUAUGUGCCUUCUGUGAGUGUGGUCUCCCAAAGGCCCUGUCUAUUUUCGAUGAAGCUCAGUUAAUUCUCAGCUGGAAAUAGUCAGGACCUGGAUUUAGGACCCCAUAGUGUCUUGACUUGAGCACUCCCACAACACCAGCCUGUUUAAUGUUGCUUCCUCUGGGGUCGGUGUCAUCGUUUAAACCAAACUAGGCAGUUUUGUGUGUGUGCGUGUUGUUGAGAAGAAAACCACCGUAUAUCUGCUGUGAACACAGAAUAUUCUCAAUGUAUUUCCAUGUGUAAUUAUGUUAGGAAGUUCUUAUAUACUCGGAAAUCACAGGACUUGAAUGUUGCAGUAUAUUUGAUGUGUUUCAUGAGGUACCAAAUACUGAAUCCGUGUGUGCUGGUUGGCUCGGGUUUGACAAAGUUGUGAUUUGUGUAUUUGUAGAAUUGUGUGUUUUUAUUUAUUGUGUUGGACAAACCAAAUAGCAAGACAUGUUUUUCAGUGGAGGAAGUCUUGUUUUCCCAGACUGACGCAUGAAGGUGCUUUGUUUUAUUUGAAUAAAGGAGAGUUCAAAAUGUG